AUGGCAGAGUACAUUGGGCUAGAUUCCGGGGUGGCAGAGGAUAAGUCCGGGCCAGUGAGUCCUGCUCCUGUGACGGAAGAUGCAGUCUUUGGCGAGAUUACUGAAUCAGGGCUGAAUUAUCAAGACGUCGGAUGGGUGGGAACAGUGGCUCUCAUGAUGAAAACCCAGUUCGGUCUGGGUGUUCUUUCCAUCCCACAAAUCCUUGAUUCGCUGGGAAACAUAACAGAUAUCAUAUACCUGUCUGUUAUUGCAGCCAUCACCACCUGGUCCAAUUAUGUUAUCGGCACAUUCAAGUUAAAACACCCUAUGGUGUACGCUAUCGAUGACGCGGGAGAUCUGAUAUUCGGUCGAGUCGGCCGCGAGGUCCUAGGCUUCGCAGUCUGUAUCUACUGGAUCUUCUGUUCCAGCUCUGCAUUAUUGAGCACAUCAAUCAGAUUAAAUGCAGUCUCGGCUCAGGGGACGUGUACUGCAGACUUUGUUGCGAUGUCUGCGUUCGUUUCAUUUGGCCUCGCUAGUAUCCGCACUCUGGGGAAGAUAAAAUGGACCGCGUGGAUCGGGGUGGGGUCUGUCUUUACGGCUGUCAUGAUUACCACAAUUGAAGUCGGUGUUCAAGACCGACCCCCAACAGCACCCAUGACUGACCCCUGGAUAUCGGACUACAAGCUUGUUGGGCAUCCUUCUUUCACAAAGGCAAUUACAGAAGUCUCUUCUGUCGUGUUUGCGUACGCGGGUAUUCCUGGCUUCUUCCCGAUUGCUGCUGAAAUGCGCAAUGUUGCAUUAUACACAAGGUCUCUUUUCAUAUGCCAGGCUGCGAUGCCUGCGAUAUACAUAGCUAUUGGUACUGUGAUCUACUAUUAUUGCGGCUCUUAUGUGGCAUCUCCAGCCCUUGGAUCUGCUGUCAUCGUUCUACACGUGAAUCGCAAGAGCGUCCUCUCAUGGCUUUCUCGUUAG
This is a messenger RNA of Penicillium argentinense, 951 nucleotides long. RefSeq lists its product as uncharacterized. The record is from RefSeq and is a predicted model, not a curated record. NCBI's taxonomy places the organism in Eukaryota, Fungi, Ascomycota, Eurotiomycetes, Eurotiales, Aspergillaceae. Gene Ontology annotation, molecular function: amino acid transmembrane transporter activity. Gene Ontology annotation, biological process: amino acid transmembrane transport. Bases 1 to 951 code for a protein of 316 amino acids. Gene Ontology annotation, cellular component: vacuolar membrane. The transcript is spliced from 6 exons.